UGCUGGUUGAUGAAACCUCUGGUUGAGGUCGCAAUCUGCAUUACUGCGUCUCUGUGCACUUGUUCACCUCGGGAUGCAGCAUCUUCUUUGAGCGCAUAGGUUGAAAUGAGUUUUUGCAGCGCGACACUAAACCUGAUCACCUCACAGCAUCUGCAUAUUUUACUCUUAAUUUUUCCCUUCUCCACUUUUGCAUGAAGAUGAUCCGCAUCCAUAACCCUCACCACGUACCUUUUCUACUUCAGACAGAGCAGCUUCGCCAAGCAGGGACCCUUUGUGACACUCUUCUCACUGUGGAGGGCCUUUCGUUUAAAGCACAUGCUCUUGUACUAGCUUUGGCUAGCAAACGACUCAAACGUCAGUUAAUGAAUCAACAUGGUCCUGGUCCAGGGUACAGCUGUGCUAUAGAUAGCAUCUCUCCCCAUACACUUAAACAGAUCCUGGACUAUGUGUACAGCGAAUCGGUGGAGGUACCCAAAGAUGACUUGGAGGAGCUGUUAAGGGGUGCUCAGUACCUGGAAGUUGAGUCUUUGGUGGAGCAGUGUGAAGCACAACUUUGGGGCCCAGAGUCCCCAGACAAAGUGGACGGAAAAGGGGUCGAAAAUAACACACUGAAACUCACUUUACUACAAGAUGACAAAAUGUACAAAGACUCUCAGUUGUCAAAAAGAAGCCCUCCUUUGGAUGAAGACCUCAAUGAUUGUUCUGUUGAAGAAGAAAGUUCUCCUACCAAUAAAGAUCCAAGAAUUCAUAAGAGCUCACCUCAUAUCCCUAGUUCUCCACCUCCACAGAAGAAAAGCUGCUCUCCUGUGUCUCUUCUGCCUCUUAUAACCUCCAGAGAAACCAAUAUCUCCUCUUGCGUUCCAGCUCCUUCCUCUCAACUUUGUUGGCCCCCUUUCAGCCCGUCUCGAAGUAUGUUGUUCAACAGUAGAGAAAUCCUGACCUUUCACUCCCUCCGAGCUUCCCAGCACAUGUUGGCCUACCCCUACCCCACACCCAUGUACCCCAUCCUCUAUCGCUCGCUCCAGCCCCAGGUGUCCUCUUCACUUAUGGGUUACACAGGAUUGCUUCACCCCAAUCACCCGCUCAUACACUCUCCAACACUGACUCAGGACCGUUCUUUUAUUUCUGGUCUAAGACCAAAAAAUGCCUCUAUCAAUGCAGCUAUAAAAGGAUCCAGGCCAGACAAUCAAGAGAGGAAGCCAAAGGUACAAGAGGAGAGGGAGAUAUGCUGCAGACACUGUGGUAAGCCUGCCCUGGAAAACACGUGGAGGCCGGCGAUUGGGUCGUCACCAUCAGGUUCGGAAGAGAUGACUUCCAGGUGUAAGUUUUGUGAACGAGGCGGACGGGACAGGCGAUCUCUGCGUUCGCUCAGAAGGGGUCUUGGAGAGAAACCUUACCAGUGUAAACAGUGUAGCAAGAGGUUCAGCCUUAAACACCAGCUGGACACACACCACCGAGUACACACAGGCGAGAAACCAUUUGAGUGUAGACUGUGUGGCCAACGUUCACGUGAUUAUUCGGCUAUGAUUAAGCACUUGCGUACACACGGCGGUGCCACGCCCUACCAGUGCACCCUGUGUCUGGAGUUUUGUAGCAGUCUAGCAACCAUGCAGAAGCACCUGAAGAAUCACUCCUCCCAAGACUUCCCACCAGACUGGAGUCUGAGCAGCACAUAUCUGUACAACAGUCACACCUGACCCUGGCAUCUGCUUUCAGCAGCCUGUAGAGCCACUGGACGUUUGAGUCCAUUGGGCUAAAAUGUGUUGAAAUGGGAAUUUAUUUCAACUUUUAAUAAGAUUUUUAUUUUUGGAAACAUUUUAUUAAUCUAAUUGUUAUUUUUUAUUAUUUACAGAGCCAUUAUACAAAUAUGAUAAUAUAUACAUAUUAUAUAUAUAUAUACAUAUAUUACAAAGGGCUUUUGGAUUGGAUUUCUUUGAGGACUGAAGUUAGGUGAAUAUUUCAUCUCCUAGUUACUAUAAGGCAGACUGUAAUAUCAUCACAAUAUAAUUUUUGAGCCAAUGAAAUUUGUACCAUUUAUCUAAGUAUUCACUAUGUGAUCUAUUUACACAAAUAUGCAAUAUUUUAAUUAAAAGCAUUAUAAGUAAACCGUCAAAGUUUGUCAGUAACUUUUCUAAAGCAGAAUUCUUUGAAACUAGUCUUUUUUUAAGCAGCAGAAUGGCAGGAUGCAGAUUUAUCUCUGAAAGUGUAGGCUAUUAAGUAUAAAGUGUAUGCCUUAGAGAUAAUGGAAUACUCUUCAUUGUGAAUGAAUCAAUAAAUUAAAGGACAGUUGAUAAAACAGUGACUGUAAAACUGAAUAGAUGUGCACAACUGUAGGCCUUUGAAUCAUAUUAUUGGUAUUGGUACAACAUGAAAGAGAUGUUGGCUCAUAGAGACGUAGCUUCAAGUCCAGCCUCAUCCCAAUCCCCUCUCUUAAACUCCUACUUUCCUGUCUACUCAAUACUAUCCUAUAAAGGCAAAAUGUCCAGAAAUAUUAUAUACUGAAUAUAUUCAACUAUGUGUGUAUGUGUGUAUAUAUAUAUAUACAUAUACAGGGUUGGGAGGGUUACUUUUGAAAUGUAUUCCACUACAGAUUACAGAAUACAUGCUUUAAAAUGUAAUUUGUAGCGUAUUCUGUUAGAUUACUCAAGGUCAGUAACGUAUUCUAAAUACUCUGGAUUACUUCUUCAGCACUGGUAGAUUUUUUCACUUGUUUUGACUAUAAAAACUCUGCCAGUACAGUAAGACAAAAUACACAUGUUAAAAUACAUUCUCUGAAAAACCUAAAUAUCUUAUGCAGUGUUGUUUCUAUAAAAAGAUCAAUCUAAUUGAUCUUGUUUUAAGGUUUUUUAGAUAUUUUUACAGGAAAACAAUGAAAAAAUUAUCAAGAAUAAGAUUUUUGCCCUAAUAUCAAAGGUCUUACUAGAAAAAAGAAAUUAUGAUCCAACGUGAAUUUUCUUGAUAAAAAAAAUAUGAUCGUGCCUGGUAACGUGCAUGUCAAAUGGCUAGAAAUAGCAUUUUAGCUUAGCGUAAAGCUGACAAUUUACACAAGGUUUAUUUCUAUUUCUUCUGCUCCAAACUUACUUCAAACUUACUUCUCUGUCUGCUCGUAUGAAUGUAACACAUCAUAAGAAAGUGUUUCACCGCUGUUCAAAUGCACUUUGGAUCGCAUCAUUUAUAUGUAUAAAUGUUUUCCAUCUGAAAGGACUAAAUAUUAAAUGAAACAAAUUACAAUAAAAUGCAAAGUAAUCUGUUCAGUAAUCAAAAUACUUUUUGAAUGUAACU
This is a messenger RNA of Myxocyprinus asiaticus (Chinese sucker), 3282 nucleotides long. RefSeq names its product zinc finger and BTB domain-containing protein 16-like. Gene Ontology annotation, cellular component: nucleus. Lineage: Eukaryota; Metazoa; Chordata; Actinopteri; Cypriniformes; Catostomidae. Bases 192 to 1697 code for a protein of 501 amino acids. The transcript has 5 exons. Gene Ontology annotation, biological process: regulation of transcription by RNA polymerase II. The record is from RefSeq and is a predicted model, not a curated record. Gene Ontology annotation, molecular function: DNA-binding transcription factor activity, RNA polymerase II-specific; RNA polymerase II cis-regulatory region sequence-specific DNA binding; protein binding.